UAUUACGAUAAUUAGUAAUGGGUUUGUCCAUAUAGUUUUAAGUGUACAUGUGGAAGCUGUUGUGUAAAAAUAGGAAUAAUAUCAAAUUAAACUUUAAAAAACAUAUGUGAUUUAAUUGCACAAUGGACGCUUAGUACUUUCCAGCCUAUAACUUAUAAUGGACAACAUAAAGCAUAUAGUUCUAAAUUUUUGUUUUAUGUAUCUGGAUAAGAAUUUCAGUUUGAACCUGGUUUUAAUUUCAUUGAUCAACAUUCGCAUACUUUGAUAUUGGAAAAAAAUUGAGGACUGGAAUAAGAUCAGUUAAUUACUAAGUUAAUAAAAAUGCAAAUGAAGGUUUUGAAAGCAGCGAUUAUCGCAGCUGGAAUAAUAAUCAUUAUUUCCUAUUUGAUGAAUACAUUAUUCAGAAACAACUAUUAUUCCAAUGGAAAAGAUGCGUUUCAUAAGGUCACUAUGACAACCGUUGGAUUAUUGAAACCAAACUCUUUUGAAUCAUGGCUUUCGUUCUGGGGACCACACAUGUUAAUCUUAUCUAAUCGACAAAAGGCAAAGGGAUCAAAAAUUGAAGGACACAUUUGGAGUCACAGAAAUAGUAACUUUUUACGUAAAUCACAACUUCUUGCUUAUUAUAGACAUAUCAUGAAAUAUAGACACACAAUCAGGAGAAUUUGUGAAAUAGGAUUUAAUGGUGGCCAUUCAGCUCUCAUGUGGGCUAUUCUGUUUAAAGGAAAUAUUGAUAUAGUGGUAUUUGAUACGUGCAUUGAUAAACGAUGCGAUAUCGGGGAAGAAUUAAUUCGUGAAAUGUUUCCAAAAAUCAGGCUCAAAGUUGUACGAGGAGAUUCAACAAAAACAGUUCCUAUAUAUCGUCAUAAUAAUCCUAAUGUAAAAUGUGAUUUUAUAUCAAUUGAUGGCGGACAUCUUGGCGAAGUACCGAAGACCGAUUUGCUUUAUAUGCAGUAUCUAGCGGCAGACAACAACAUAAUUGUAAUGGAUGAUGUCAACAUAAAGUCGAAUGAAACCUUCGAAAAAACAGUUGGAAAAGCCUGGAAAUAUGCAAUUACAAACAAACUCGUUAAACAAAUUGGAGAAUGCAAUCCCUGCACAACAGAUUUUACGACAACUUGUCAAUUUUGUUUCGGGAAGUAUUUAAAGAAUAUGAUUUAACUAGAUGAAGAGUUUUUGAUCAAUUCUAAAACCUUUAAAGAUGAUGU
Mytilus trossulus (common blue mussel) is the source of this 1208-nucleotide messenger RNA. RefSeq lists its product as uncharacterized. The transcript is spliced from 2 exons. The record is from RefSeq and is a predicted model, not a curated record. The coding region runs from base 322 to 1161 and encodes 279 amino acids. NCBI's taxonomy places the organism in Eukaryota, Metazoa, Mollusca, Bivalvia, Mytilida, Mytilidae.